This is a messenger RNA of Danaus plexippus (monarch butterfly), 489 nucleotides long. RefSeq lists its product as uncharacterized. Lineage: Eukaryota; Metazoa; Arthropoda; Insecta; Lepidoptera; Nymphalidae. The record is from RefSeq and is a predicted model, not a curated record. Bases 1 to 489 code for a protein of 162 amino acids. The transcript has 4 exons.
AUGGAAUACGACGAUGUCGAAUUUAGCACGAGAUUUCAUGUACCAAAAGAAUCUACUCUGGGUGUUUUGCAGUUAAUAGGAUACAAACUUGAGCAGCCAUCAGCUCGAACUCAAUUAUGUUACAGAAAUGAAUCUAUUUCUCCCAUAAGCCAACUUCUGUUGACUUUUACAUACUAUGCAACUGGUUCAACACAAAUGACAGUGGGUGACAAUUGUGGCAUGAGCAAGUCAACUGCGCACAGAAUUAUUCAUAAAGUCACCGCUACUAUAGCCUCUAUUGUACCCAUAUGUAACCGCAAAAGAUACAUGUUAAUUAAUGUCCAAGCCAUUGCUAGUGCAGACUUGGAAAUUAUGGAUCUUAAUAGCAAGAUGGCCAUUGACCUGGUAGUUGUCAGGACCAGUCUAUAUGGAAUUCUUCAUUCAGAAUUGCAAUGUUUGAAAGAGGUCACUAUGGUGAUGGCGUUUUGUUGGCUGGUAGUGGGUUUAUGA